AUGGCUGAAUACUUGAAAAAGCCCGUCAAAGACACUUUGGAGGAUAUAAAAGAACGAAUGAAAGAGAGGAGAAAUCAGAAAUGGAUGAGGUUGGAUAAAAUUAGCCAAAUCUGCACUGUAAAGGGCAAAAUAGCAACCAACAGCUCCAAGAAAAUAAAGAGCCUUGAAGCAAACAACAAAGCUCUAGCUCAGGCUUUGCAAGAAGAAAAGCUGAAACUGAGGGAUGCCCAGGCUACCAUCCUUCAUUUAAAGAAAGAUUAUCAAGAUCUGAAGGUUCAGAUGUUUAAAUUGCAAAGAAAUCUUCAGUUCAAGCAAGCACAAGGACUUGCUGAGAAUCAACUGCAAGCCUUGAAUAAGAUAAUUUCAAGAGUUUCUCAGAAUUUACUGGACUCAAUUGAUCUCCUUGGCCCAGCAAAGAAUCUGUGUUCCAUAGGUGUAAAUACAAGAAUGUUUUCUUCAGUUCUUGAGAACAGUUCCAGUGUUGUAGGACCAAUACAUUCAAUAGAGCAUCUACAGUGUGCUGAUGGGCAUGAUCAAGUACUUCCAAGUGGGAUGGAGCCUGACAGCAAUAGAAAUGAGCUCACUCACUCUGUGUCAGAGACCUGUGAGGAAUCUGACAAUGCUGUUUCCUCAAACAAAAUGGUUCCAGACAAAGGACGGACGUCUGAUUUUCAUCUGGACAUCAUAGGGUCAGAGCUGCAAAAUGUUUCUUCAAGCAGAGAGGAUGGAUUUGGUAAUGUCUUACCAAAAAAUGUGUCUGUUAGGAAUUGCUAUGUGAAGUUGAGAAAUCACAAUGAACAUUAUACUGGUGUACUGGACCAUUCAGAAGCACCUGCUUCAACAAAAAAGCUUUCUGAACUAAAUGAAGUUAGACUUGAGGAAAGUCUAGAGACAUGUACUGUAGAAAACAGAAAUUUAGGUAUUUCCCAGUUGAAUGAAAACGAGGUAGGUUCAGAGCUGGUGUUGAGGAGGACAGAUUCUGAAACUGCACAGUCCCACUUAAACAAUAAUUCUGAUCUUAAACGACGUGAGUGUAAAACCAGAGAAGACUCUCGAGUAAGGAAAGAGAAGUAUCGGAAGGCAAAAUUGGAAAAGCCUAAAAAUACUUCCAGACAAACACCAAAACAAAAACAGGGUAAAGAGGCUUCCAAGAAAAAGAUGGAUUUCUUGGGUGGCUUCAGUGAUGCUUAUGACUUUCAUUUUGAAGAGAGUGUCCAUCUUACACCUUUUCGACAAAAUAAAGCAAAUGACACAGAUACUGGUGUGGAUGACAAAAAUGACUUAUCUGAAACCACUACCAUCGAGUCAAGUGAUACUGAAGAAGAUUCAGAUGACAGCCUCUAUAAGCCUUACAAGAGUAAAUCGAAAAAAAGGAAAAGUUCAGUGGACAAGAUAGAUACAUCACCAGUCCAUGCAAGGCCAAGGUCUAAAAGAUGUUUGGCACAGUGUGAGCAGAAACUCCGUAAUGAAAAAGAGACUGAAAGCAAUAAAUCAAGUGACAAGUCUAUUAGGCUGCCUUUUGAGCCAUCUCAUGGUCAACUUUGUGAUGUUACCAAUACCACAUCACUGCUCCCCAGCACUGGGAAUGCAACUGUUGUCCCAGAAGGUGAAGGACCACGAUCUCCAAAACGCAAGCGAAGCUGUACUAUUACUGUGUGCUAUAAAGAACCAAGUAUUACAGGGAAACUCAGAAGAGGGGAUCCAUUCACAGACACAAAUUUCCUGAAUUCUCCAAUUUUCAAGCAGAAAAAAAGGGCCAAAUGCCAUUCUCUUAUAAAAAAGUCUCUGUCGAAAUACAAUGAGAAAUUUGUUGGCUGUCGUUGA
Messenger RNA from Nestor notabilis (Kea), 1824 nucleotides. RefSeq names its product shugoshin-like 1 (S. pombe) (gene SGO1). The transcript is spliced from 8 exons. NCBI's taxonomy places the organism in Eukaryota, Metazoa, Chordata, Aves, Psittaciformes, Psittacidae. Bases 1 to 1824 code for a protein of 607 amino acids. The record is from RefSeq and is a predicted model, not a curated record. Gene Ontology annotation, cellular component: chromosome, centromeric region; nucleus. Gene Ontology annotation, biological process: meiotic chromosome segregation.